UUGAGAUUUAGUAACGGCCGUAUCAUUAAAACACUGGUGCGUGAACGUCCCCGCGGGGCUGUCCUUCCCCAAACCCAGCUCCCCCGCACCUUUGCGUAUUACUGAAGUCUUGCGGUGUUGCUCACUGCGCGGGUCCCCCUCAUAGUACUGGAACAAAUGCGGGGCAGCUAGGGCCUCCCCGCACCAAGCCCCAGAUGAUAAUUACAUAUGAUAUCCACAUGAAGGUUAUUAUUAUAACAAAAUCUUUUUAAAAAACUAUUUGAUAAAUAUCACACGGCUUUCACUCUAGUAUAUGAUGGAAAUAACAUAUAUUUACUUUUUAAAAAAAUAUGUUGCAAAAUUCCAACUUCAAGACCAGUCGCUAUCGCCAAGGGUACAAAGUCAUGUUACCACAAGAAAGAUAUCAGUAUCUGAGAGCUUAUGAACGUCAUGCAUUACGACUAGGCAGAUGGAUUCUUCCUGACAAAAUGAAUCCGUUCCAUGCUAUGACAGAGGAUGAGUUUGUGGCACGCUUUAGGCUCAGUAAGGAAUCCACAAAUGUUCUCAUUCAAAAGAUCCUGCACAUGCUACCAGUCUCUCUGGAUGGAAGAGGCUGUUCUGUUCCACCACAUCUACAAGUACUCAUAACUUUGUCAUAUGUAGCAACUGGUAGCCAUCAACUGAGCAUUGCUGAUUGUUGUGAGGUGUCGCAAGCAUUUGUUAGCAUUUGUGUCUCCAGAGUAGCAAGAGUGAUUGCACACCUGAGUUCGGAAUACAUCCAUUUCCCCCCAUACAUGAGAAGAAUUUAUGUAAUGCAAGAAUUUAUGCACAUAGCAGGAAUUCCAGGUGUAUUAGGUUGCAUUGAUUGCACCCACAUUGCCAUUCAGCGCCCAAGCUCCCCACGAGCAGAAGUUUUCUGCUGCAGGGAAGGCUAUUUUUCUAUAAACGUUCAAGCUGUAUGUGGGCCACAGUUAAAGUUUUUUAAUAUUGUUGCACGGUGGCCUGGAAGUGUCCAUGGCAGCAGAAUAUUUGAUAAAAGCCAUAUCUGUCAGGAGUUAGAGGAUGGAAAGCUUGAUGGCCAUCUCCUUGGUGAUAAUGGGUAUCCAUGUCGCAAGUACUUGCUUACACCAAUUAUUGACCCAAACAACAUUCAUGAACAAAGCUACAAUGUGGCACACAUUAAAACACACAAAACUAUUGAACGUGCAUUUAGUGUUCUUAAAAGAAGAUUCUCUUGUCUUGGAAAAAAAUUGAGAACAAGUCUAGAAACCACUAAAGUUAUAAUUGUUGCAUGUGCAAUACUACAUAAUCUGGCUAUUCAGUACAGGGUAGCAGAGCCAGAAAUAUAUGUAGAUGACUCUAAUGAAAAUCCUGUUGAUUUAAUGAUACACCAUCCAGAUCCACCAAACACUCAAAGAAAUAUUGAGGGAAAUGUUAGACGUCAGGAAAUCAUAAAUCAGUAUUUUUGAUGGCAUAAAUUGACAUUAAGUUUUCUUUAAUGGAAUGAUUGUUGACUGGUGUUUG
This is a messenger RNA of Penaeus monodon (black tiger shrimp), 1503 nucleotides long. RefSeq names its product putative nuclease HARBI1. The transcript is spliced from 3 exons. The record is from RefSeq and is a predicted model, not a curated record. NCBI's taxonomy places the organism in Eukaryota, Metazoa, Arthropoda, Malacostraca, Decapoda, Penaeidae. Bases 330 to 1448 code for a protein of 372 amino acids.